UGAAAGGGGGUCAGGUUACACUCGUUCUCCUCAGUGUUCUCAUAGACAACACGUUAUUACUAUUCGCACGCAGAAGAUAUAAAUCCCACGCCAGAAGUGAAUACACACGCCUGCUAUCUAUCUAUAUAGUUCUUGGUAGAUUUCUGGUUUUUACUACCAGUUGAUUCCUAGAAUGUAAACGCAUAUUAAAACCAAUGUCCAAUGGUGAGUCAAUAGAACACCGAUUUUAAAGAAUGAAAGAAAUGAGGGGGUUCAAUGGGGUCGUUCCCUCCAUCAGAAGAUCAUACUACCACCUGUAUAGAACUAAAACACACACACUACCCUUGUUGCUUGAGCACUCUUGAAUGCGGUUCAGGACACGGCGUCUACACCACGGUUUCCGCGUGCGCGCCGGUCCAAGGCCGUGCGUCCGUCCGUCCGUCCCGCCCGGAGUGCACGCGGAUUGGCCGUCGCGAGCCACAUUUCCGCCCGUUCGCUCGGGGAUUCCUGGUAGUGCGCGAGACAGCGUUCGGGAUGCGACCAAUCAGAGCGCGUGGUGGCGAUGACGCCCUGGGAUUCCGCGAAAUUGUUUCUUUUGAGAAUGAGAACGGCGAAAACACUGCGGCGGCGGCGGGCGCGCGCUCUCACGCACACACACACACAAACACACACACACACGCACAAGUUUUGACGCAGUUAUGAGGAAACGUUCCAAGGCGACGGCACGACUUCGGGAUCUGGUGUCCGACACACGAAUUGUACCGCGUUUGUAAAAAAAAUUGUUUAGAUUACACGGGGACUCGUGGACACGCGUGGGGUGGACACCACGUUUCCUGGAGCGGAUUCGCGUCUUCUGAUAAACGAGUUGCAUAAGAGCUCCGAAGGAGGAAAAGCAAGAAAAGGAGGAUUUGGGGGUUUGUUUCUCUGUAACAUCUUAUCGGUGUUGAAAGUAAAACAGCCCCAGCAGACGAUCAUGACGGAUGUGGUUGUCGCCGCUCCGAGCGCGCUGUCCACCGCGGACGGGACGGAUGUGGAGGCGGGGAUGGAGACCCAGGAGAGCCGCACGCUUCUGAUGGUGGCGAUGAUCCUACUCGAAUUGAACCGGUGCGGCGGAGCCUGUCCCAAGAGCUCGGUUGAGAGCGGCGUGACGGAGCAGCCCAGCGUGCGGGAGAAGUGCCGGGCAGGUGGGAGCGAGCGUCGGCCGCGCAGCCGGCAAAGCGCCGAGAAGAAGCACCGCUGCCCCUACGCAGGUUGUGGAAAGAUCUACGGGAAGUCCUCGCAUCUGAAAGCCCAUUGUCGCGUGCACACAGGUGAACGACCGUUCCAGUGCACUUGGCAAAGCUGCACCAAGCGUUUCUCUCGAUCAGAUGAGCUGACUCGCCACUUCCGUACACACACGGGCGAAAAGCGUUUCGCCUGUCCCCUUUGCACCAAGUGUUUCAUGCGCAGUGACCACCUGACCAAGCAUGCUCGCCGCCACGACGGCUUCCAUCCCAGCAUGCUCUGCAAGACCAAAGGCCGGCGACGGCGCUCCUCCUCCUCCACGUCCUCUUCCGGCUCCGGCGAUCCCGAGUGAUCAUCGGGACCUCUUCAUAGCAACGGGAUUGGUAUUGGAUCUGGACACACUUCUGACAUGUGGGCUGCUGGACCCUUCGUGACCAUCUCACGAAGCCCUCAUGCUAUCCAGACGCGCCAAGCAAAUCGAAGCGGAAAACUCUUCCACGUACAAAAUCAGACAAACCGACAGCGAAAGUAUAUGUACCAAAUAUAUGUAUACUUGUGUCAAGAGAUGGUGGAGGAGUGCAAUGGCACAAAUAUGGGUGUGCAUUAAUAUCAUCAAAUCCAGUCAGACAAACUUUUAUAAUUGGGAUGGCACACCAUAAUGAUCUAUGUUCUAAAUAUCGGACCAAAAACUGUAGAUUACAGAACGGAUUGAUUAUCUGCACAUGUCCACUCCAUGUGCUGAUAAUCGAAGUGUCAAGCGACGAAUCAAAUGCAGGGGAGGGGGGUUUACAUGGUGGUUCAUACAGUUAAUUGUCUGGCAAACAAAAAAAAAGUACACAGUUUCCUCCAUUAGACCACUUGUAGCAAAUCAGCUAAUACGUACAUUUGUUUUCCUCGGUUUUGCACUGGAGCUUCAACGGUAAUAUAGAUUACAGGUCUUUCUUGAACCUUGAAUGGGUUUUUUUCCCUUUUUCCCCCUGAACAUUUUAUAACCAUCAUCAUAAGGCGGCCAUCUUUUAUUUGGGGUUGAGUAGAAAUGGGGGUGGGGUGGAGGUCUUGUGGUUCCUCAUGAUUAUUGCUGUUUUUGAAUGCUUGGUAGCCUAGCGAGUCCUGAACAAAACUAAUACGAUACCUGAGAGCAAAUCCUCUUGAAAGAUUGAAUACAUUUGCGAUCAGGGAAGCGCUCGACUAUAAAAGUGAUGACCAGUUCUGCAGCGAAUUAAUAAACAAAUCCGAUCAGCCCGAUUCUCAGUGAAUAGUAUAUACGUUACCAGAAGCUAGCCUAGCCUGAAGACUACUUCCAUGUAGGAAACAUCUACCACUUUCAUUUGGAAAAGCUGACUUUAGCUGACAUUACAAUUGUGAAUCUAUUCGUGUGGUGGAUUACGUAGAUCCAAUUAUCUUUAUGGCUGUAAAAUAAUGUAUUUAUGUAUUCAUUUUCCACUCCUCGAUCUUUUUUUUCCAGUGACUAGCGUUUUGCUUCUAGAAGGGAAUGUGUGGGAUCUUUUGUUUGUUGUUUUUACUCAUACAUAAUAUAAUCUAAUAUAUCAGGCUGUAAUUUAGUACUGUCUAUAAAGCUGGCUUGUUUGUGACAAUCGCCAUUUUGAUACUGUAUUUCCACUGAGCCAUUUAAGGGUCAAAUAAAUCAAGUAGGCAUGAGUGUAUUAGCCAGUGUAGCAGAAUUGACAGAGAAAAUAGCAUGGAAAUAGAUGGGACGAUGUUGCCCUUGAAGCACAAACACUAUAGUUAAAUAUACAGAUAUAUAUAUAUAUAUAUAUAUAUAUAUAUAUAUAUAUAUAUAUAUAUAUAUAUAUAUAUAUAUAUAUAUAUAUAUAUAUAUAUAUAUAAAAACAUUUAAGAUGCUACAUGUAUAUAGGAUUCGAAUAUGGGUACUCCAAAGAAAUGCUUCAAGCUUAUUUGGAAGCACACAGUUUCCUGUAGUUUGUUGGCCAACUAGGCAUUUAAAAACAAGCUCAGCAUGUUUAAAAGAACCUGAUGCAACUGAAUCCAAAAGUAACAUGACUUCCUUAUUAUUCUGCUGUCUAGUUUACAGCCUCGCUAGUCAACAGCAUAUUUUGGAGGCUAGCAAGCUAGCAAGUUGGAAUGAUUCGGCAAACAAUUAGACAAAGUUGAAAGGGAAGAGGAUGUAGAAAGAUCUCAAAUCCAUUUUUUUUUGGCAUCACAUCACAUUUGCAUUGAGAGGAAGUCGAGCUUGAGCUUGUUUAACGUAUGAUAACUAAUCCUGGGCUGUUUCAUGUUUACUAACUUCAUCAUUCGGGUUUAUUGAGUUAAGUGAAAAGAUGCACGCUUUUUUUUUUUUUUCUAUUUUUUCUUACUUUUUUUUGAAUUUCAGUAACAGAUUCAUGCUGCACACAGAAGCAAGCCAAUUUACAUAAUUUACUUGAACUAUUCAACGCUGUGACUUAAGUCUUUUUGAAACACAAGCAGCCACCAGGCGAAUGCCGACAAUAGUAAUGACUAAUAUAAUGUGAGACAACCUAUUCAGCUGUCAAUCACCAGAGAAACGGUUGCAUCGAUGUACUACCCCUCUUCCGUCCCAAGGCUCUCAAUUCACAUGCACUUUCUAUAGAGAUGGAUAUGUAUUUUUCUACGUCAGUACGUACAGGAAUGGUUUAUGCGUUCGACCUGUAAAGAUUGUAAUACACUGCCUCUUCUCUGACAUCAUGUAAACUUCAUCCUUGGAUUGAAUGUACAACGGACUGAACUAACCACUGACAAAUGCUUUUUUUUAUGUUAUUGCAUACCUACCACAUCUGUACAUAUGGCAAACAUCUGAGAAAAUCUUUCACUUGAAUUUUGCUGUAUUAUUUUCAACAUACUGUAACAUUCACCUGUAAUUUCUGCUCAUCCUUUCAUUAAGAAUUGCUUAUAUUUGGUUUUUUUUGUUGUUUUUUUUUUUGUUGCUGAAAAUAAAGCACAUUCAAACACGA
Molecule: messenger RNA, 4154 nt
Organism: Silurus meridionalis
Lineage: Eukaryota; Metazoa; Chordata; Actinopteri; Siluriformes; Siluridae
Gene: klf9
Product: Kruppel-like factor 9
Exons: 2
Coding region: 953-1555 (200 amino acids)
Biological process (GO): regulation of transcription by RNA polymerase II
Molecular function (GO): RNA polymerase II cis-regulatory region sequence-specific DNA binding; DNA-binding transcription factor activity, RNA polymerase II-specific
Source: RefSeq, a predicted model, not a curated record